UGCUAGAGCGUUCCGGGUAAGUGCGGCUAGGGAGGGGCAAACUGCCUCUGCGAUGUUUGCAGCCUGGUUUCUAGGUUAGUGUUUUGCCUGCAUCUGCACCAUGACCACCUUCGAGAAGCCUCAGAUCAUUGUCCACAUUCAAAAAGGCCUCAACUACACGGUGUUCGACUGCAAAUGGGUGCCCUGCAGUGCCAAGUUCGUGACGAUGGGCAACUUCGCCCGGGGCACCGGCGUUAUCCAGGUGUACGAGAUCCAGCGCGGGGACCUGAAACUGCUGCGGGAGAUUGAAAAGGCUAAGCCCAUUAAAUGUGGAACAUUUGGUGCCGCGUCCUUGCAGCAGAGAUACUUAGCUACGGGUGAUUUUGAUGGAAAUCUUCAUAUAUGGAAUUUGGAAGCUCCAGAGAUGCCAGUGUAUUCUGUAAAAGGCCACAAGGAAAUUAUAAACACUAUAGAUGGUAUAGGUGGACUUGGAAUUGGGGAAGGAGCGCCUGAAAUUGUGACCGGCAGCCGGGAUGGAACUGUAAAGGUGUGGGACCCAAGACAAAAGGAUGAUCCUGUUGCUAACAUGGAACCUGCACAAGGAGAAAACAAGAGAGACUGUUGGACUGUGGCAUUUGGCAAUGCUUAUAAUCAAGAGGAACGUGUUGUCUGUGCUGGCUAUGACAAUGGGGACAUCAAGCUGUUUGAUCUCAGAAACAUGUCACUGCGGUGGGAGACGAACAUUAAAAAUGGGGUGUGUAGCUUGGAGUUUGACAGGAAGGACAUCAGUAUGAAUAAGUUAGUAGCUACAUCUCUGGAAGGCAAGUUCCACGUCUUUGACAUGAGGACGCAGCAUCCCACCAAAGGCUUUGCUUCUGUUACAGAAAAGGCCCAUAAAUCCACCAUAUGGCAAGUUCGACACCUGCCUCAGAACAGAGAGCUCUUCCUGACAGCGGGAGGCGCCGGGAGUCUGCACCUCUGGAAGUAUGAAUACCCUAUUCAUCGGUCUAAGAAAGAUUCCGAGGGAGUAGAGAUGGGAGUCGCGGGUUCCGUCAGCCUUCUGCAGAAUGUGACCUUGUCUACUCAGCCCGUCUCGAGUUUGGACUGGAGUCCUGACAAACGGGGGCUCUGCAUCUGUAGCUCCUUUGACCAGACAGUGCGAGUGCUGAUUGUUACAAAGCUCCAGACCGUCUGACCAGCGCUUGGAACUUGACAUCUUCCAGGGGUUACUCACAGAAUUCGAGCUAUCUUCUCCAUCCUCUGGCCUCCUUGAAGACAUUGGAUUUGAGUGAUGAAUGACAGCCACAGGCACGAAGCCAGUCACCCUCCAGCUUCUCUGGGCGUUUGGUGGCCUGACGGGCAUGCUGCUGCAGGUGAAGGUGCCACACAACAGGGUUGGCUUUCUUCCUUCUCCCCAUAUUUCUACUAAAAAAUGUGGAGCCAGGUGCUGUGGUCUUGGUCCCAGCUACUUACGGAUUUAGACCAUAAGAUCAAGACUGCUUGGGCAGCAUAGUCAGGUCCUGCCUUUAAAAACAGUUGGGGUGUCGCUGAAGAGGUGACUCGUGGUGAGAGAGCCUGACGCUCUUGCAGAAGACCCAAGUUUGGGUCUCAGCAUCCAUACCGGGUGACUUACAACCCCCGUAACGCCAGCUCCAGGGCGUCUGAUGCCAUUUUCUGGCUGUAUCGGGCAAUGCUACUCAUAAACACAUACACAUACUUAGAAAUUUACAAAAAUUUUGUAUUUAAAUUUUUUAAAAAUUAAAAAAAAAAACACCAAAGUCAGUAGUUGUUAUUUGUGUUUUAAGUUUGUUCUGUAUCUCAGAAGUUCUACAUUUUCUCUGUACAUUUGUGCUUUAUUUUAGUGUUUCCAUAUUGUAGGAAGCAUUUAAUUUGGUUUGUAAAGUACUGGAAACACUGUUCAAUGGGACAGACUGGAGACCCUGUUUCUCAGUGUAACUGGUGAAAUACUGUGACUUACCGCCGUCUCUCUUUUACUCGAAUACAGGUGUUGAGUGAGUGAGACUUGGUGGUUUUUUUGCUGUGGUAAGCGAUGAUGAGUGGUUGAAGAUUGGAGUGCUUUUUUUUUUAAACCUUUAAAAUAUAUUUUUUAAAUAAACAGGUUUCUAAAGUC
Peromyscus leucopus (white-footed mouse) is the source of this 2110-nucleotide messenger RNA. RefSeq names its product WD repeat domain 92 (gene Dnaaf10). The record is from RefSeq and is a predicted model, not a curated record. The coding region runs from base 101 to 1174 and encodes 357 amino acids. Gene Ontology annotation, molecular function: ubiquitin binding. Lineage: Eukaryota; Metazoa; Chordata; Mammalia; Rodentia; Cricetidae. The transcript is spliced from 8 exons.